UGAGGAACAGGUGGGCAGAGGUUAUUAAGGUGACUGUUCAGAAUGUGAAGGCGUUUUUUGUGAGCUCGCGGGGACGAGCACGUGUGGUUUCAUUAAUUCACUAACAUCACAGAGAGAAGCUCGUGCCCGCGCUCCAGCGGCCGCACGUCGUCUUCUCCGUCUGUGACCGCGCGGCCGCGAGAGCGAGCGUCAGGAUCCAAGGACGGACCGCGGGCUCGCGAGCUUCAGGUCAUCUGAAAGUCCGCGAGCAUCAACCGACAGACACCGAGUUACCGGGACCGGAGCUUCAAACGCGGACUGAUGAAUCCCCCGGAGAAGAAGAAGAGCAGAGCAGGGAUGUUUUAAAUGAUUUAAUUUCCCAGAGAGGCGGCGCGUGAUGAAGACACGGUGAAUCAACAGGACGGAGCGCGAGAGCAGAUCAACAAUGUCAGCGGGUUUAAACUGUGAAUGAAAAACAACAUUUCAUCGAUCAGAGAUCAGUUAAUCCUCCGAGCCGCAGGCUUUAAUUUCAUUCCUUUCUUUAAAAUAAAAAAGACAAACACCUUUAACCUGAAAGACCCCGAGGCACCGGACCGGACCGGAGGAGGAGGACGACCCGCUGCCGGUACCGGGCUGGCACUGGGAAUACUGGGAGGUGACGCGGCUCUGUAACGGAAUUCUGACCCCAGAGAAAGAUUUUCCAUCAGAAGCAGCAAACAUGGAGCUCCGGGGGAUGCUGCUCCUCACCGUCCUGCAGUGCUGCUCAGUGGCCCGUGGCGGCUGCGAGCCUCGGCUGGUGAACGUCGGCGCCGUGCUGAGCCAGAAGCGCUACGAGCAGGUGUUCAAGGAGGCGGUGAGCCAGGCCAACGCGCUGUACGGGAGGGACAAGUUCAAGAUGAACGCCAUCUCUGUCACUCACAAACCCAACGCCAUCCAGAUGGCGCUCUCCGUCUGCGAAGACCUCAUCUCCAACCAGGUGUAUGCGAUCCUGGUCAGUCACCCUCCACAGUCCAACGACCAUCUGACUCCGACUCCCGUCUCCUACACCGCUGGUUUCUAUCGAAUCCCCGUGGUCGGCCUGACAACACGCAUGUCCAUCUACUCUGACAAGAGCAUCCACCUGUCGUUCCUGAGGACGGUGCCUCCGUACUCCCACCAGGCUCACGUCUGGUUCGACCUGAUGAGGGAGUUCAGGUGGAACCACAUCAUCCUGAUCGUCAGCGACGACCACGAAGGACGAGCCGCUCAGAAGAGACUGGAGACGCUGCUGGAGGAGAGAGAGACCAAGACUAAAAACAGGAACUAUGAAAACCUCGACCAACAGAACUUUGACUUCAGGAGAACACCCAAGGCGGAGAAGGUGCUGCUGUUCAGCCAGGACACCAACCUGACGUCUCUGCUGCUGGAAGCCAAAGACCUGGAGGCCCGAGUCAUCAUCCUCUCUGCCAGUGAGGAUGAAGCUGCAGCCGUGUACAAAGCAGCCCGUCAGCUCAACAUGACCGGCUCCGGUUACGUCUGGCUGGUCGGAGAGAGAGAGAUGACCGGCAAAGCUCUGAGUGAAGCUCCAGAUGGCCUGCUGGGCCUCCAGCUGAUUAACGGUAAGAACGAGUCGGCUCACAUCGCGGACGCCGUGGCCGUGGUGGCACAGUCUCUGCAGGAGCUGUUUGAGAAAGAGAACAUUACAGAGCCUCCGCGGGGCUGCGUGGGAAACACCAACAUCUGGAGGACCGGACCACUCUUCAAACGGGUGCUGAUGUCAUCCAAGUACCCCGACGGUCUGACGGGACGGAUAGAGUUUAACGACGAUGGCGACCGGCGCUUUGCUACCUACAGCAUCCUAAACUACCAGCAGAAACCAGGUCGCCUCGUCCAGGUCGGAGUCUUCAACGGCUCACAGGUCGUGAUGAACCCUCAGAGGAAGAUCAUCUGGCCCGGAGGAGAGACGGAGAAACCAGUUGGAUACCAGAUGUCGACUAAACUGAAGAUUGUGACGAUCCAUCAGGAGCCGUUUGUUUACGUGAAGCCAACAAAGACUGACGGGACGUGUAAAGAGGAGUACACCGUCAACGGAGUCUUAAUCAAGAAGGUGAUCUGUACCGGACCCAACGGGACCACCCCAGGUCAGCCCACCGUCCCUCAGUGUUGCUAUGGUUUCUGCAUCGACCUGCUCAUCAAGCUGGCGAUGAGCAUGAACUUCACCUAUGAGGUUCACCUGGUGGCUGAUGGGAAAUUUGGCACACAGGAGCGAGUCAACAACAGUAAUAAGAAGGAGUGGAACGGGAUGAUGGGGGAGCUGCUGGGAGGUCUGGCCGACAUGAUCGUCGCUCCCCUCACCAUCAACAACGAGCGCGCUCAGUACAUCGAGUUCUCCAAACCCUUCAAAUACCAGGGGCUCACCAUCCUCGUCAAGAAGGAAAUCCCUCGCAGCACUCUGGAUUCAUUCAUGCAGCCGUUUCAGAGCACACUGUGGCUGUUAGUCGGUCUGUCGGUCCACGUGGUGGCAGUGAUGCUUUACCUAUUAGACCGGUUCAGCCCGUUUGGAAGGUUUAAAGUUAACAGUGAAGAAGAAGAAGAAGACGCCCUCACCCUGUCCUCCGCCAUGUGGUUCUCAUGGGGAGUACUGUUGAACUCUGGGAUAGGAGAAGGAGCUCCCAGGAGUUUCUCAGCGAGGAUUCUGGGUAUGGUGUGGGCAGGAUUCGCUAUGAUUAUUGUAGCAUCAUAUACUGCCAACCUGGCAGCCUUCCUUGUGUUGGACCGGCCUGAGGAGCGCAUCACUGGCAUCAAUGACCCCAGGCUGCGUAACCCAUCAGAUAAGUUCAUCUACGCCACAGUGAAGCAGAGUUCGGUGGAUAUCUACUUCAGACGGCAGGUGGAGCUGAGCACCAUGUACCGGCACAUGGAGAAACACAACUAUGAGAGCGCUGCUGAAGCCAUCCAGGCCGUCAGAGACAAUGAGCUUCACGCCUUCAUCUGGGACAGCGCUGUGUUGGAGUUCGAGGCUUCGCAGAAGUGUGAUCUGGUGACGACAGGAGAACUUUUCUUUCGUUCCGGAUUCGGGAUUGGGAUGAGGAAAGACAGUCCUUGGAAACAGAAUGUUUCUUUGGCUAUUCUCAGCUCUCAUGAGAACGGCUUCAUGGAGGAUCUGGACAAGACUUGGGUUCGAUAUCAGGAGUGUGACUCCAGGAGCAACGCCCCCGCUACCCUCACCUUCGAGAACAUGGCAGGUGUGUUCAUGCUGGUUGCCGGUGGCAUCGUCGCCGGGAUCUUCCUCAUCUUCAUUGAGAUCGCCUACAAACGACACAAAGACGCUCGAAGAAAACAGAUGCAGCUCGCCUUCGCUGCCGUCAACGUCUGGAGGAAGAACCUGCAGGAUAGGAAAAGUGGUAGAGCAGAGCCCGAGCCCAAAACCUCUUUUAGGUCCAUCACUUCGACCUCCGACCUCAAACGGCGUAGGGCCUCCGGGGACGCCACGCCGUACCCGACUGACAUCACGGGCCAGCUCAACCUAUCAGAUCCCUCCGUCAGCACCGUGGUCUGAGAGAGAGAGAGAGAUAGAGAGAGAGAGAGAGAGCUUCACUGCUGCUGCUGAGCCACACACUUACACACCGACCCUCUGGACACACACACACACAUUAUAUAUACACACAUUAAACACACUGAGCGUCCUGUGAGACAGGAAGGAGAUGGCGAUGGCAUCUGGACUUUUGGACGGCAUCACAAACACCAUCUGUCAUCCCAAAACACACACACACACACACACAAACACUCGCCUUGCUCUGCUUGUAGCCGUCAGCCUCCUCCACCCAGAGGGUCUUUUAUUUUGAAAGAACUGCUUCGGAUUGCUUUUAUUUCGAUUGAUGUCUUCGAUGUUGUACGGUUGAUUCUGUUUCCUGUCAGUCUCACUGGUUGAUCGCACUGACUCAUCGAUCCUCCGGAUCAGUUUUUUUUUUUCUCACUGGUUCAUCUCUCCCCGGGCGACUCGAGCUCCUAAAAAUCCCAACUGACGUUUCCUCCGAACGGAGUCACACGGAACCCGUCGACCCGUCAGGGACCUGUCGACAGGGGAACCAAUGAUCAGGGACCCGUCAAUCGAUCGGGACCUGAUCCCUGAUCAGAGUGUGGUAGGUGGGCCGAGCCUCUGGGACAGGAACUCUCUUAGAUACAGAACUACAGAUGUCUCCUGGGAUCAAAUUUGCGACUCCUACCAUGGCGAAUGUUUGACACGCCCUACUCUUCCUCUGAUUGGCUCAGCCUGAUGAUGAUGAUGUUUCUCACGUAGCCCUCGCUGAAACAACAGGAAGUGCUUCUGUUAAGCCGUUCUUCUAAAUGCAGUCCAUCUUGAUAGCAGAACAGCAGGAACUUCUGUCAUCGCCAGGCUGAGCCAAUCAGAGGCAGAGUAAGGCGGGUCAAGCCUUCGCCAUUGUAGGAUUCGCAAAUUACCCUCCCGGAUCAUUGAACCUGACACAAGGAAUCCGUCAUGGCUUCUCACCCCUGAGGUUCACGGGCGAUGUGGUCUUUAGAGCGCUUCCACCAAACUGAGGGUGAAAUGUGAUUUGUCCAACACGUCCUCAAACCUAAACGACAAAAAAUCUUAUGCGAGCGUUGGAAAGUACCAGUGCAGCGACGUAGAUAAGUCACAUGAUGUUUAUCAUUUACAUUUACUUAUUUGGCAGACGCUUGACUUACAUUUGAGGAACGACAUACAAACAUCAACAAAGCAUCAAAUACAGCACGAGCUCUACAGCUGACAAUACGUACUGGAGCUAACGUAAGUCACAUGACUUAACUUACGUCACUUGAGUCACAUAAGCUAAAUCACGUGAGUAAGUUUGUGACUUACGCUACUUCCGUCGCUUGAGUCGUGUCACGUUACUUACGUUACAAACGUCACCUGACUUUGCUCAUGUCGUGAGAUACGUCACGUGACUUUGCUCACAAACACAUCAUGUGACAACAUUACUUAUAUGUAAGCUAAAUCACGUGACUUACAUCCCGUGACUUUGCUCACGAUCACAUGGCUUACGCUACUUACGUCACUUGAGUCGAGUCACGUGACUUACGUUACUUUUCUCAUGUCGUGAGAUACCUCGCGUGACUUUGCUCACAACCACAUCAUGUGAUAUUACUUACGUCAUGUAAGCAAAUUCGCGUAAGCUAAAUCAUGAGAGUUACGUCACAUGACUUCGCUCUCGUAAUAAGUAACAUAAGUCACGUAAGUUACGUGACUUGACUCACAGCGGAUUUGUCAGGACGUAACUCAACAGUUUGGUCCAAUGAUUCAGGAAACUCGUGCCCCCCCCCCAGUAGUUAUAAACGUACAUAAAGACUUAAUAAAUGGUUUAUAACACGCUAUAAUUUAGGUGUAAGCAGACAUGACAAAAUAUUUCUUCUUCACUCUCAUGACAACUGAACAAACUCCACUGAUGAAGACCAUGAGCUGCAGCUGAAAGCUCUGGAAGAUGUCUUGCUUUAGAGGAGAAGUUCUUACUGUUGUCAUUUAGCAGUAAUAAAGUCUGCCGUGUUGUAAAGCAUUUAUCAAGUGUUAUGAAUGCUAAAAAGAGGAGUUAAAGUGUAAAAUUAACAAAAAAUUUCUAAUAUUAUAUGAAAUCAUCCCAGCAGCUCUAACCUGUACGUCACCACCUGUUUACAUAAAGACACUUUUAUAUUUUAACUUCAAUAAUUAAAGAAAAGUUUUAGAUCUUCUGCAAGCAAAACUAAAACUUUGUGUUCAUGAUUAAUUACUGAGAGAUAAAAUCUGAUAAAAUAAUCCCUGGAGACUUCGUAGAAUCAAUCCGUUAUCACAGGUUUUACAAAGGUGUUAAACGUCUCUGUUUUGCAUGAACAAUUAUAUUUUAAACCACACUGAAAAUCAGAACCGUUGUAAUAAAUCCCAGAUCACAGGUGGAGAAAAGGUGCAGACUUUUAAUGUAACUGUAAAAUGUGAAUUCACACUUUAAGUUUAUAUAUGUGUGUUAUAACUUAAACAGAGAGACAGAAUCUUGUUCUUAUUUUGAAUACUUUUAUUUAAAUUUCUGAAACGACCUUUUGUUUUGACAGAACAGAAAAUGAGUUUGUCCAAGCAGGAAAUACAUUUGAUGUCCAGAAAACUGACGUCAUGAGUCCAUAUUUUUUUAACUUUGUACAUUUUAUAUUUUUGCACAAUAUUUAUUUAUUUAUUUAACUCAAUUUAAGUCAUGUUUUCUACAAAUUAUUAGUUUUUGUUUGUAUAUUCCCUUAUCCUGUAAAUGACCAGAAUUUACAGGUUAGAAAAUACUUCCUGCACCAGAGGCUCCGCCCACUGUCCCCCGACAGUCCCACUGCAUGAUGGGAAAUGCAGUCACUGCUCCACCUCCACUGUGUCUCUGCUGAUGAUGUCAGUCUCUGUCUACCUCCACAACACUGUAACUCCAACCUGCCAACAACAGAAACUGAUGUCCUGUGAAAACCUCCUAACUCCUCACAGGCCUGCUCACACAGGCCCGCUGGAGUUAGGAGGUUUUCACGCUGCAGAAGCGACGUACCUGCCGUCUCUAAAAGUUAACCUGUCACUGAUAGUUAAGGUUGUUCUGUAGAAAACACACAUGUGCAUGAUCAGUACAACGGGCCUGAGCUGGGAGCCUCACUGAGAACAAGGAACGAUCCUGUUAAUGUCCUUUUUAAAGUGUUAGAACAUUAACUUUAAAUCUUCUGUAAAAUAUUGAUGAAAAUCAGCCUGCAGAGACUCCAAACUUCACACAGUUUGUCUUUAUUAACACUUUUUUAGCUAAAUGUGAUCCAGGUGACUUUGAAUGAGAGUUUAGUUACAGACUUAAAUUUGAAAAGUGUAAGAAAAACUCCAAAUAACUCAGAAACUACUGCUGUUUUUAUUGGACCAACUGAAGAUCAACAUGGCUAACACUUAGAUAGCAGCUGAAGCUAACAGGCUAGUCGUUUGUUUCUCUGACCCACAUGGAUAAUACAAUAUCUGACUGUGACUCAGGCCAACUGGCGCUAGUGCUCACACAGGAGCUAAAGCUAACAAGCUAGCCCAUCUCUGAAUGACACUGAUAGCUUGAUCACUGAGACCAACACUGCUAAUGCUAAUACUGUUGGACCAGCUAACUGUAAUCAUCCUUUUCCCGUCUCUAAGCUACAGUGAUAGCAUUUCUAUGCCUUAUAAAGACCAUCACAACUAAUGCUAAUAGUUGGCUGAUACUACCUCAUAUGGCUAACUGUAGUCGUCCUUUUUUGGUACCUAAAGUGCAGUGAUAACAUGUUUCCUGAAUUUAUCAAACUAAUGCUAAUACCACUGCUAUGCUAAUGCUACUAUACCAGGUAAAGUUUCCCUAAGUUGUCUGUUCCCCGUUAAUAAACUACAGUGAUAAGAGGAUUUCUAAAUAUUUAUAAAUCCGUUUCCCAAGUGUUAAAUGCUAAUACUAUAGCCAUAUAUGACCCUAAACGAUGGACUUUAGCCUAAUAAGAUUAUAAAUAUUAAGUGCCAAGUCGGAGAUGAUAUCGUUUUAUCUUGAACGUAAACAAAAUACACAAAUAAGAAACUUGUAAUAAUGAUUUCAUGACACGACAUGAACGCAGCAUCGCCCUGAUGGUUUCCAAACACCGGGCGGCGGGACGGUAGCUGGCCACCACACAUUUGUUACCAGGCCAAGGAAACUAUAUGACUCGGUGAAAAAAAGUAAUAAUUAUUUAAACAUUGUCAGCUAUCUGUACUUUGAACCAAAACAGCUAGUGCUAAUUUACCAUAUAGGUCUAACCAUGGGUUUCUAUUCCCAUCCCUGAACUACUGUACUAACAGGGUUUCUAAAUAUUUGUAAGACCUACACAGCUAAUGUUAAAUCUAACGCUAAUGUACGAGACAAGGCUAAUUGUUAAUUGUAAUUUCAAAUCCACAGUGAUAGCAGCCUUUUUGAACGUUGAUAAGCUGAUGCUAAUUUUCCAGAUAAGGCUAAAGUGGGUUGGAAAGUAGUGAUAGUUUCCUGUCUCUAAACUACACUGAUAACAAGGUUUUAGAAAAUGACAAACAUGGCUAAUGCUAAUGCUAAUCAUGUGUACCAAGUCUAACAGGCUAGUAACUGUAUAAAGUACAUAACAGCAUUUCUAAACACAAUGAUGUUACACACGCACGCAACACUACAAACCAUUGGUUAUGCUAAUGCUAAAGUACCAGAUAAGGCUAUUUAAUCACAUCAAUGCUAAUUCGAAAGCCAGUGUACCUCAAAAGGCUAUUUUAUUAUCCGUGAUUACGAUUAUCCCCAGAGUUUUACGGUGACAAUCAAUCAAAUCCAAACCCCAGACAUGUUUAAUUUAGUAUCAAUAAAGACAAAAAACCCAGAAAUGUUCACAUUUGAGAAACUAGAAAAAUGGUCUUUGUGGCUUAAAUGAUCAAUAAAAACGUACAGUUCUGCAGUAGGCAGCGGUGGAUGAAGUAUUCAGAUCCUUUACUAAAGUAAAAGUACUAAUACCUCACUGUAAAAAUACUCUGUUACAAGUAAAAGUACUGCAUUGAAAAUGUUACUUAAGUUAAAGUACAUAGGUAUAAUCCGGGAAAUGUAGGCUACUUAAAGUAUUAAAAGAAAAAUAUUCCCUGUGACUGUUAUAAUUAGAUCAUUACAUUAUUAUUCCUCAUGCAUAUAAAGCAGGAUUUUGUUGAGGUUGAACUGUUUUAUAUCAGACUGCAACUAAUGACUUUUAUCAUUUUGAAUUUAACUGCUUAAUAUCUCCAUUAAUUGAUUGUAAAAAUGUUGAAAAUGGUGAGAAAUGUUGUCCGUUACCCGGAGCACAACGUGACAGUCCAAACCUCAAAGUGAUUAAAAAUACAUUCAAAUAAUUAAAAAGAAAAAGCAGCAAAUCCUCAAAUGUUUUUACAUGAAAAAGACUUCAAUGAUUAUCAAAAUAGUUUCCAUCAAAAUGUUUGUCAAUCAACGAAUGUAGCAGCUGUACUUGUAUAAACUUUUGGAGUUUAAUUUAUAACAAAACAUAUUUUAUAAAGUCUUCAUGUGUAUUGUGUGAGUAGAAAGUAAGAAAAUACUCAAAGUACAAAUACCUCAAAUUUGUACUUAUAUGGUGUAAAGGUACUUAGUUACUGUCCACCACUGGCAGUAGGAAGUUAACCACAUGCCUAAGGGCUUUUAUUUUGAAGGUUUUUUUCUUUAGUUUAAUGUGAAAACGAGCGAGCAGACCUGAUGCAAACGUCUCUGCUGCUCUCAGAUCAGAUCCUCCAGAGAUCAGCUGGACUCUGGGGGACAAAGAGUUUUUCUGUUCCUUCAGUUUAUUGGAUCGUUUUCAUCAUCGUGGUCAUCGUCACUUUCUCUGCAGGCUGAUUCUCCAGAGACUCACAUUUUACUUCCACUUUAAAAAGCUCCGGUUUGUCUCUUUGGAGGAAACGAGCAGAGUUUAAACUGAAGUGACCCGACGUGAACGCCGCAGGUCUGCUCAGGUGGAAGAUCAAUGUUUACUGAAGAAGAAAUAUUGAUUUUAGCUGGAGAGCAGCUGACUGCGGCCACAAGGGUUCAAAGAUCUGCAGCCAGAAUUAUUUCACUGUCGUACAGAAUAAUCUGUACAUGUUCUCAGUGACGUUCGGCUCGGUUCACUUCACAUUUUAAUACUGUUUUACAGGUGAGCUGCACCUGCCGGGGUAAACUUUAUUUAUCUGGUCUUCUUGCUGAUACGAGUUUAAGAGGGAACAAGAGAUCCUCUGAUGCUGAUGAGCCGCAUAUUCAUGAAACAACACGCCGUUAUUUAAGAGCUACAUGUGAUGCGUUCACUUCCACCCAGGAACAUGAAUACAGAGCUUCACACUGUUUCCCAGUUUAAAACAUUUCUUUUACAAUAUUUAGUCUUGUGAUUUAUUUAUUUUAAUAGCAGCUGACCAACAUGUAUUAUUACAUAUUAUUCAUCCUCAGGGCGCCACGCCGGCGCUGCUUUGGUAAAAUGUGUAGAAAGACUGGAAACUGGGAUGAAAUCUGAGUUUUAAGGUUCAAGGUUGUUUUUUUUUUUGGUCGCUACACACCGCAGGAUUUCACAACGACAUGCAGCUCCUCGUCACUGCACACACAACAUGAGGAAACCGCACAUGGCGUAAUCAGAACAAAGUCUACAGUCGUAGCACUGAGGGAGGAAAUGAAAACUAUAUUUAUAAAAAAAUAAAUAUGUGCAACAUCAGAGCAGUAUGCUGAGAAACGCGAGGUGAGAACGCGAGUAGGGCAGAAGUUCUGUAUAUGUAACGUGCAGAACGUGGCGUUUAUUUACGGCGUCGAGGAAGUCGUGGGAAUUUAAAAUGAGAGAAAGCCGAUCCGUUUAUGUAAUGUUGAUUUAACCUCAGGUCUUUGUUACUGUGAAUAAGAAUCUGUUCUUGAACAACUCGCCUGGUGAAAUAAAGGUCAAAUAAAAAGCAGCCGGACGUUUAAACGGCGGCAGCUUUCAGACUCGCUGAACUUUAUUUACUGUCCUUCCUUUUUUAUCUCAGUAAACUUCACCUCUCUGUACAAACACCGACCCCGCACACAAUGCAGCGCGUUGUAGAUAUCGUGUGACUGCAGCCUCGACAGGAAGUCUUUCAGGUCACGCUUUAGCUUUCUUUACAUGCUAAUGCUAACAAGCUAACCUGUGUGUAAAAACGUGCCUGCACUGAAAGCUAAAUUUACAACUGUGCAAAAGGGACCCUGAAGGCAACACCUGUGUCAUUCCAUCAUCCUGAGGCCCCGUGUUGUAGAGGGGCCCAAAGGUGGAGUUAAGCGUCUGUUGUUGACUCUGGGUCUGAAGGUCGCAGCAGCCCCCCCGCUGAGGACCUGAUAGAGGACAGGACGCCUCCGUCCACUCGGCCGCCUCCGUCUGCCGCUCAGCACAUCACCGGCCUCCGGCAGUGAGUCUGGAUCUGAUCACCUCCUGUUGAUCGAACGAAUGGAUCUGACUUCUUCUGAUCAGCUGAUCUGAUUGGCCGAGGCUGCUGCUGCUGUCAACGAGACAAGAAGAGCUGAACGCCGUUAGAUCAUCAAGCUGUUUGUCACCUUCCAGGACCUCCUCCAGGACCUCCAGGACCUCCAGGACCAUGUCUUCGUCUCAGAGCAGAUCAGAUCUCAAACCAUCUGGACUCAAACGUUUCUGUUGGUGGCUCCACCGCUGCUCCUCCUCCUCCUCUCCUCCUCCUCCUCCCCUUCUUCCUCUCCCCGUCAGCUGUGGCGCCCCCCCCUCUCCUCCGGCGGCGUCUCGGCGUCGCCUCCUGCUGGUGGUCCUGCUGCUCUGCAGUCUGCUGCUGAUGCUGCUGCUGCUGCUGUGGAACUACCACUGUCUGUUCAUCUCCCACAUCUGCUCCCCACCGGGGGGGGAGGAGGAGGAGGAGGAGGGGGGAGGAAGGAGGGUAAUGACCCCGGGGCCGUGACGGGCAGCACCUCCAGAAUCCGGUCUGAACUGGUUCAGUCCUCACAGAUUUUAGACCUUUUUAAAUCAGCUGCACUGAAAACAACAAGAAGGGAAACUUAAACAAACACAAAUAUAAAUACUCGUUAGUGUUUCUGAUCGGAAAGCAACUCGUCCUCUCACCUUAACCACGAAUACGACCUGUACCACCAGGUCGGCCGCAGGCGUGACUUGAAAUAAGCGGUGACUCUGUUUCACGCGGGACUCGAACCUCGGCCUCCUGCUGAGAGUCCAGUGUUAGUUUGUCCCGUCCAUCAACCCCAAUAAGGUCCGGCUGCGGCCUGUAGCACCUCAAGCCACGCCCCCUCGCAGUAGAGUCUGUCAUGAUUGGCUGCGGGCUGCCUGAUUCGCACCAAGGGGGUAAGCCAGAGGUCGAACAGUGACGCCGACCAAAGCCUGCAUGAGACAUCCCGUCGCACGUGAGAGAUGUUACCGUACUGCUUAGAUAAUAAACUAAAAAAACAACACUGUUAGAAAGCUUUAUUAACAACACGGACACGGGGAGUCACAGCGUCAGCGUGAAGAGAACUUUAAAAAAAGGGACAUGAAAAAAUAUUAAUAGUGCAAAUUUCUCUCAUUAAUACGACACGAAUGUGACGAAGGUCUGGAAACAAAUCAGCAGAGCCGUCUUCUUUUCAGUGGUGCUCGAAGUAUUCAGAUCCUUUACUGAAGUAAAAGUACACUGUAAAAGUACUCUGUCACAAGUACUCUGUCACAAGUACUGCAUUGAAAGUGUUAAUAAGUAAGUAUAAUCAGGAAAAUGUACUUAAAGUAUAAAAAAUAAAAGUGCUCAGUGCAGAAUGAAAAAUGUCCCCUGUGGCUGUUUCUCUUUAGAUUAUUGUUACUUGAUUAAUCUGCUGAUUAUUUCCUCCAUUAACUGAUAAUAUAAUUAAAAUGUUGCCACGGUGACCCAGAGCCCAAAGUGACUCCUUCACUGCGUUUGUUCUGUCAGUCCAAACCGCUCAACCAGUAAAAACACCUUCAAAUAAUCUAAAGGAAAAAUCUUAAAAUGCCGUCUUCCUCACGUCCCCCAUCGGGCCAUACUGGACGCUCGCACCACGCCGCCUCACGCCCCCCGCCCGUCUCCUCCCACCACCUCCUUACACAGACUUAGUCACCCGACUUCUUCUGCCACUACGGGCGGACAUAAGUAAAUGCGUGACGAGCUGCUGCAUCAUCGAGCUGUAGGUGGACGUUUGGAGACAGCAGCGUAAAAACUGAACUGGAGCAGCAGAGGCGGAGACAUCCUGACUUUCAGUCCAGAAAUGUGGAUCCUACAUCUCCCACAAUGCAUCUGGAGAGAGUCCGCCUGGCAAACGCCACACCUCCUGACUGUAUGUUUGAUGACAUCACUGUGACAUCAUCUGGUGGAAUGUUCCUUUAAAAGUGUUUUUCAUAAUAAAAGCUCGUGUCUGCUGAA
Messenger RNA from Micropterus salmoides (largemouth bass), 12811 nucleotides. RefSeq names its product glutamate receptor, ionotropic, N-methyl D-aspartate 1b (gene grin1b). Lineage: Eukaryota; Metazoa; Chordata; Actinopteri; Centrarchiformes; Centrarchidae. Gene Ontology annotation, molecular function: NMDA glutamate receptor activity. Gene Ontology annotation, cellular component: synapse; plasma membrane; NMDA selective glutamate receptor complex. The coding region runs from base 698 to 3517 and encodes 939 amino acids. Gene Ontology annotation, biological process: regulation of membrane potential; ionotropic glutamate receptor signaling pathway; chemical synaptic transmission. The transcript has 24 exons. The record is from RefSeq and is a predicted model, not a curated record.